AACCAAAAAUAAAAACGAAGAGAAAGAGAAGCAAAGGGUUGCAAGGGUUUUAUUCCCACCCAGCCUCCCAUAUAUAAAGGAAACAAACUCGCCGUCUUGCACCUCACAGCCUCGUUUUCACUUUAGCACACAAAACCUCCAGGAGGGAUUCUAGGGUUUUCAGAGGCUCAUCUCUCUGUGUCGAAGUCUUAACCAUGGCGACCAACGCUGCUGCACCUCCGCGUCAGCUUUCUCAGAAAGAGGCUGACAUCCAAAUGAUGUUGGCCGCUGAGGUCCAUUUGGGCACCAAAAACUGUGACUUUCAGAUGGAAAGAUACGUCUUUAAGCGCCGCAAUGAUGGAAUUUACAUUAUAAAUCUUGGCAAAACCUGGGACAAACUUCAGCUGGCGGCCAGGGUGAUUGUUGCGAUUGAGAAUCCCAAGGAUAUAAUUGUACAAUCAGCAAGGCCCUAUGGGCAGAGGGCUGUCCUUAAGUUUGCUCAGCACACUGGUGCUAAUGCAAUUGCCGGGAGGCACACUCCUGGUACCUUUACCAACCAGAUGCAGACUUCUUUCAACGAGCCCCGUCUUCUCAUUCUGACUGAUCCAAGAACUGAUCAUCAGCCAAUCAAGGAAGCAGCUCUUGGAAACAUACCCACCAUUGCUUUCUGUGAUACUGAUUCUCCUAUGCGUUAUGUUGAUAUUGGCAUCCCAGCCAAUAACAAGGGAAAGCACAGCAUAGGAUGUCUGUUUUGGCUCCUAGCAAGGAUGGUUUUGGAGAUGCGAGGUUCCCUCCGUCCAGGGCAUAAGUGGGAUGUCAUGGUUGAUCUGUUCUUCUAUAGAGAGCCUGAGGAGGCCAAGGAAAAGGAGGAGGAAGAAGCAGUUGCAGACCCAGGUUAUGGAAUGGGUGGAUAUACUGCACCCGGUAUUGAUCUUAGUGGUGAUCAAUGGCCUACCCAAGCUUCUGAUGCUACUUGGCUAGCAGAUGCCCCUGCAGCUGCCCCAGCUCCUGGUGUUGGCUGGAAUGCAGAACCAGCACCUUUAACGGGAGAUGUGUGGGAGGCGGCUCCUAUUCCACCACCAACACAGGCUCCUGCCCCCUCGGUUGAAGGUGCUUCUACUGCCACUGGCUGGGAAUGAGCAAAUUUUGGAAGAGCGUUUAUCACAAUGUCGUUGAAUUUGUAAUGGGGCUAGGUUUUCUUUUAUUCUUCUUUGGGUUAACUUUAUGACUCCAUUUUCAAAAAUGGAAUUGUUUUUGAAACUAUUAAGUUCUAGAUUUGAGUUUUUCUCGGAGAUCUUGGUAAGAUGUUAUCCUUGUAUGAAUUAAAUAUGCUUCUUUUUAA
Molecule: messenger RNA, 1321 nt
Organism: Prunus dulcis (almond)
Lineage: Eukaryota; Viridiplantae; Streptophyta; Magnoliopsida; Rosales; Rosaceae
Product: 40S ribosomal protein Sa-2-like
Exons: 5
Coding region: 195-1118 (307 amino acids)
Biological process (GO): cytoplasmic translation; ribosomal small subunit assembly
Cellular component (GO): cytosolic small ribosomal subunit; 90S preribosome; ribosome
Molecular function (GO): structural constituent of ribosome
Source: RefSeq, a predicted model, not a curated record